Molecule: messenger RNA, 2654 nt
Organism: Mercurialis annua (annual mercury)
Lineage: Eukaryota; Viridiplantae; Streptophyta; Magnoliopsida; Malpighiales; Euphorbiaceae
Product: O-fucosyltransferase 27
Exons: 10
Coding region: 227-2278 (683 amino acids)
Cellular component (GO): trans-Golgi network; cytoplasm; Golgi apparatus
Source: RefSeq, a predicted model, not a curated record
AUUACAAGACAUUUUUCUCACGCGUCACUUACUUCUCUCUCUUGACUCUGACUGUUCCACUGUCUCCCUCUCUCUGUUUCAAACAAAGCUCUCGACUUUACUCAUUUAUAGAGAGAAUUAGAAACUAAUCAGCUUCUGGGUAUCUGUGAAACGACAGUUAAACUUGUGUUUUACUUCUGCAUAUAUAUAUGUAAAACACAUAUAUAUAUAUAUAUUUGGUGUGUGUAUGGGUUUUCAAAUGAAAGGUGAAGGGAAGAUGGUGAUGAAGUCUAAGAUGAAAUGGGUUGGUUUGGUUGGAUUAGUUUUGUCUGCUUUUAGUCUGUUUGUGCAUUUUCUUCUGGCUAGAUUCACUCAAGAGGGUAUAUCUGACUACCAAUCUUCUAUCACUAUCUUUUCUUGGAGACCCAUCUUUGAGACUAAUGCUGAAUUCCCCAAAAAUAGCCCGUUGUACAGAAGACUAUGGGGUCCGGUACGAAGUCUCGAAUCUUUGCAUCCAGAUGCAAAUCCCAGAGGACAUUAUGCUGAUCCCAAACCACUCUCAAAUGGAUAUGUCUUUGUGAAAAUACAAGGCGGUUUUCAUGAAAUUAGGAAUUCGAUUUGCGAUGUGGUUGCGGUUGCUCGGCUUCUUAAUGCCACUUUAGUGGUUCCUGAGAUCCAAUCAACCACAAGCAGCAAAGGAAUCAGCUCCGAGUUCAAGAGUUUUGCAUACCUUUACAAUGAGGAUGAAUUCAUGGCAGCUUUAGUAAAAGAUAUAAAAGUUGUGAAAACCCUUCCCAAAGAUCUUAAAGGGGCAAGGAGAAAGAAGCGGAUUCCAUCAUUCAAAGUUUCUCGUUCAGCUUCGCCAUAUUUUUAUUUGCAUCAAGUUCUUCCAGUACUCAGUAAGCAUGCAGUGGUUGAAUUGGUGGUUGCUGAUGGAGGAUGCUUGCAGGCUAUUCUUCCACCUCAGCUUGAAGAGUAUCAAAGACUGAGAUGUAGAGUUGCUUUUCAUGCCUUACGGUUCCGACAAGAGGUCGAGGAACUUGCAACUAAGAUUCUGCAUAGGUUAAGGGCGUCUGGCCGGCCAUUUAUAGCCUUUGAUCCUGGGAUGACAAGGGAUGCUUUAGCAUAUCAUGGCUGUGCCGAACUCUUCCAGGAUGUGCACACUGAACUCAUUCAGCAUAAGCGAGCUUGGAUGAUGAAACACGGUAUCAUCAAGGGAAAGCUUACUGUAAAUUCUAUUGAACAGCGGCUCAAUGGUUUGUGUCCUUUAAUGCCAGAGGAGGUUGGUAUUCUUCUCCGCGCAUAUGGAUACUCAUGGGAUACGGUUAUAUAUGUAUCCGGUGGAGAAGUUUUUGGUGGCCAAAGAACAUUAAUUCCUCUUCACGGAAUGUUUGAAAAUGUUGUCGAUAGGACUUCUCUAAGUGCAGGAUGGGAGCUUAGUAGAAUUUAUGGCCGCGAGGUUAACCUUGUUGACAAAUAUCCAAGGACCCCGCCUUCUUUUGUGGAAGAAAAGAAGAUUGUAGAUUGGAAAAAUGCAGGUCCAAGGCCUCGGCCACUUCCGCCUCCGCCAGCUCGGCCUAAAUCUUAUAACAUUGAAGGGUGGUGGGGUUGGGUUGCCGAGAGUGAUAAUGAGCCUGAGAGCACGGUCAUUGAGUUGAGGACUAAUGCCCAUAAAUUGCUAUGGGAUGCAGUUGACUAUAUGAUCUGUGUUGAAGCUGAUGUGUUUAUUCCUGGAUUUGACCGUGAUGGUAAAGGGCGUCCAAAUUUUGCCAGCUUGGUUAUGGGGCAUAGGCUCUACCAAUCAGCUUCAUCUAAAACAUUUCGACCGGACAGGAAAGAAGUUGUCAAGCUUUUGGAUGAAAACAAAGACCACCUAUAUCAAGCAAACCAUACGUGGCUGACAUCUAUACGCAGACAUCUUCGAAGAAGUUUGAUCGACGGGUUAAAAGAAACAUCGACUAAAACCAAGCCAUUAUCUUUUAUUUCUCAUCCAGUUCCUGAAUGUUGUUGCUCGAGAUCUGUUCAUACUGAAACAUCAUCGCACGCUUCAAGCCCGUCAGCUCAGACACAGGUUGAGGCUACUCUUGGAGUUACCCACCACUGCCCUAAAUGGAUGGAUGGUGAAGAAAUGUCAAGGUCAAAGGAAAAAGAAAUUGAGGAGGAUCUCGAUGAAGACGUUUCAUCGUCUUCGGGAUUUUUUUUCAAGCAUAGUGUCGGAAAUAAUGAAAAUGGAGGUGGAGAGAUAAAUAAAGAAGAAGCUCCAAUGGAAGACCAGGAAGAACUCGAGAGUUCCGAAUAAUAAAGAAGAGCCCCAUUUAGCCGCGGUUAUAGUUUAUGGUUCAGCCUGUGUAGGUGAGGGAAGGAAGGUUUAGUUAACUUCUAACUGAAGAAAUCAAUUAGCCAGCCUUUAAAUUUGACCCGUGUGUGUUCUGAUCGAUCGCUCUUCCGGUAAGAAUCCCCACUUUUGAUUCUGGGAAAAUAUAUAGGUCAAUUUUGAGAUAGACUAGGAUGUUCCUUGUGACACUCUUUUGUGGAAAAAUUUCUUCUUUUCCUAGGCAUUUUAUUGAUUACAGUUUGUAACAUAGUUUAGCAGAAUAACAUAGGUGCUAAUCAGUGAUGGAAUUGUAUUUUUUUUUAAUUAUAAUUGACGAAUAGAAAGUUUCGAGACAACUAAA